CGUAUGGACCAAUUUACCGCAGCUUCCCCAUAGGCUGGUGGAAAUUCGGGUCAAUUGGGCCCAUGGGUUGGCUGGUGGCCCAUUACUGUCUCCGCUGCCUAUAUAAAAUCUGAUCCGGCCCCUUUUUUCCCGCCACUCCUCUUACACUGUACCCCAGUCGCUCCUCCGAUUCCUCCUCCUCCUCCUCCGGCUCCCGGCGACGAGGCUGUGGGUCGACAAGUACCGGCCGAGAGCUUUAGACAAGAUCAUCGCCCACGAGGAAAUCGCCCAGAACCUGAAGAAAUUGGUGUCGGAGCAUGACUGCCCCCAUCUCCUCGUCUAUGGGCCGACUGGUUCCGGCAAGAAAACCCUAGUCAUGGCCCUUCUUAAGCAAAUGUUUGGCCCUGGGGCUGAAAAGGUGAAAUUGGAGAACAAGAUGUGGAAGAUCGAUGCUGGUACACGAAUGAUAGAGCUGGUGUUGACGAUGUUAUCGAGCACACAUCAUGUUGAGAUGAAUCCCAGCGAUGCAGGUUUCCAGGAUAGGUAUAUUGUUCAGGAGAUUAUCAAGGAAAUGGCAAGAAACAGACCUGUGGAUACUAAAGGCAAAAAAGGGUUCAAAGUAUUGGUGCUGAAUGAAGUUGACAAGCUGUCAAGAGAAGGUCAACAUUCUCUCCGUAGAACAAUGGAAAAGUAUAGUGCAUCAUGCAGGCUAAUCUUGUGCUGCAACAGCUCAUCAAAAGUAACGGAGGCUGUCAGGUCUCGCUGUCUGAACAUUCGAGUGAAUGCACCUACUGAAGAGCAGAUUAUCAAAGUAUUGGAGUUCAUUGGCAAGAAGGAAAACCUGCAACUUCCACCUGGAUUCACAGCACGUAUAGCAGCUCAAUCAAACCGUAAUUUAAGAAGAGCAAUAUUGUCUUUUGAGACCUGUCGAGUGCAGCAGUAUCCAUUCACCAUAAACCAGGCAUUGCCACCCUUGGAUUGGGAACAAUAUGUUUCUGAAAUAGCAUCUGAUAUAAUGAAGGAACAGAGUCCUAAAAGGUUAUUUUCAGUGCGUGGAAAAAUAUAUGAGCUUCUCGUUAACUGUAUCCCUCCUGAAAUCAUUUUAAAGAAGUUGCUGUCAGAAUUAUUGAAGAAAUUGGACUCAGAAUUUAAGCAUGAAGUUUGUCAUUGGGCUGCAUAUUAUGAGCACAGGAUGCGUUUUGGACAAAAGGUCAUCUUUCAUAUUGAAGGAACAUGUGAAUUCAGAUGUUUGAGUAGCAUCGUUUCAUGGUUCUUGAAGUUGUUCAACCCAGGAACUACCCCUCAACACCAAAUCAGUUACUCUAUUGCUUUCAAGUGUCUUGUCAAUGGUGUUCUGAAUGACAGACAUUUUAUCUACCUCUUUAGUUGACUUAAUGUAGCUUUGCUGCUGAGUAGUGUAUUGGUGAAUGAGAUGAUCUUUUCUUGUAAAUCUGCAAUCUGCCAUUGAACAAACCACAACACCAUGAUUUUUAAAUGUUGGUGGCUAAAUAUAUCUGAUGUGUAACUUGUUUUGAUCGUGUAAAAUCAUGGCAAGGUUGCAGUUACGUUCUUUACUUUGAGAUACCCUAUUAGAAGUGAUCAUUGCUUGUUUUUAUGCUACGAUAUGCUAUUUUCACCAGCAUUUGUUGCAGAGUUCAUGAGUAUCUACAAGGUUUUCGUUAUUGCAACAUUUGGUUAAACAAACCCGAGGGGAAUGGACCCUCCAAAUAUCCAAACCUAAAAAUUGUCAAAGCCUUGUGCAGAUGGAGCAUUUGUUCUAAUUAAGAGAGAUGAAAGAAGACGAAAUGAGUUAAGAGAGAUGAAAGAAGACAUUUGUUCUAAUUAUUGAAGAUUUUAAACAACAUUUGUAAGUAACACUGACUACAAAUGGGAUUUUAAAGAAAUUGUAGAAGAUAGUGAGGGGUAUCUAUUUGAGUCUCUUAGAAAUGGGGGGAUGUACUGAUCAAGUCUGAGUUUUAGUAUCUACAAUGCGGUGUAUGAUUCCGCCACGUCAUGGCUUGGCUGAACUUGGUCAGACUUGGGCAACUCUAGCCAUCUAUGUUGAUUUUGGCAAUUCAAGUAGAGGAAGAGGCACAAUCCUUGAAGGCAAGGUCUGUGGCUGGAAACUUGUAUUAUUUAUUAGGAGAAAGAAGCUUUAAGAAGGCUGGGUGUUUACAGAAACGUUCAAGCAUCUAAACAUUGUUGACUACAUUGAGCAACUUUAAGAAGUAGAUGUGCUGACGUUUGAAUUGUGAACCUUGACCUUCUCCUCAUGAAUUUCGUGGACAUUGGGUCUUACUAUGUUUUGCCUUAAACAAGUUAUAUGUAUAGUGCAAAGUUGGUUUUA
This is a messenger RNA of Musa acuminata AAA Group (dessert banana), 2326 nucleotides long. RefSeq names its product replication factor C subunit 5. The transcript is spliced from 12 exons. The coding region runs from base 356 to 1369 and encodes 337 amino acids. NCBI's taxonomy places the organism in Eukaryota, Viridiplantae, Streptophyta, Magnoliopsida, Zingiberales, Musaceae. Gene Ontology annotation, molecular function: DNA clamp loader activity; DNA binding. Gene Ontology annotation, biological process: DNA-templated DNA replication; DNA repair. The record is from RefSeq and is a predicted model, not a curated record. Gene Ontology annotation, cellular component: DNA replication factor C complex; nucleus.